Molecule: messenger RNA, 5617 nt
Organism: Sinocyclocheilus grahami
Lineage: Eukaryota; Metazoa; Chordata; Actinopteri; Cypriniformes; Cyprinidae
Product: MAP kinase-activating death domain protein-like
Exons: 37
Coding region: 366-4862 (1498 amino acids)
Biological process (GO): regulation of Rab protein signal transduction; regulation of apoptotic process
Cellular component (GO): cytosol
Molecular function (GO): guanyl-nucleotide exchange factor activity
Source: RefSeq, a predicted model, not a curated record
GACGAGCAGCGCUUGUCUACAGCCACAAACAUCGCUGCAUCACUGACUGACCCGCCGCCACAGAACACGGAUGUGCGCUCGUCGCGUCGUGCCGCUGUCACAGCAUGUGCUGGCCAUCUUCUGGAACGACGAACGCGUUGUGAGACGCUCUUUCGCCGCAGCAGGGCCACAGAAACACGGCUAAAGCGAGUAGCAGUGGCGUUAGCUCCUGGAGACCCCGUUCCUGCACACCACAGACCGCAAUGAUUGGACGCUGCCUGCCUCGAUCAGCCAACUCCUAGUUCUGCUGCACCUGAUUGGACUGCCUGCCUGAGAGCUGAUCGUCGCUACUGUUGCCAUGACUUAGAGACACUCCUGACACAGAGAUGGAGAAAAAGAAAGUGUGCCCCCGCCUCCUGGACUACCUAGUGGUAGUUGGAGCCAGGCAACCCAGCAGCGACAGCGUGGCACAAACACCUCAGCUGCUGAGGCGCUAUCCACUGGAGGACCACAAUGAGUUCCCUCUGCCCCCUGACGUUGUGUUCUUCUGCCAGCCUGAGGGCUGCCUGAGCAUCCGUCAGCGCCGGGUCAGCCUUCGUGACGACACAUCUUUCGUCUUCGCUCUCACCGACAAAGAUUCAGGUGUCACUCGCUAUGGAAUCUGCCUCAACUUUUACCGCUCUUUCCAGAAGGGCCACCACCGCCCACGAACUGAAGGAAAAGCAGAAAAGCCCACUCAUACAGACUCUGCAGUAGAGGCCACAGAGAAAUUUGACUCCUCCACAUUGACUCUUCCAGGGGAAUCUACGCUGCCCCCUGCAGGAGAUGAGACAUUGCCACCAGGCGAGCCGGGCAGCACCGGAAAAUCUCCACGAUCCAAACACAGUGGUCGACUAGCACCACAGAACCGGAACAGCACAUUAACGUCUCUGUGCAUUCUGAGCCACUACCCCUUCUUCACUACGUUCAGGGAGUGUCUGUACAUCCUCAAGCGCAUGGUGGACUGCUGUAGCCAGCGGCUCAACCAAAGACCUGGUGCUGCUAAGUCCACACAACGGGACACAAUGUGGCGUGUGUUUACAGGCUCUCUCUCCAUCGAGGAAAAGGAAAAGGGCAGUCAGGUGCUUCAGGACCUGAGGGAGAUUGAGUCAUGGGUGUAUAGGCUGCUGCACUCCCCGGUGCCUGUUGCUGGUCAGCGACGUGUUGACGUGGAAGUGCUCCCCCAUGAGCUGCAGCCAGCACUGACCUUUGCCCUUCCAGACCCUUCCCGCUUCAGCAUUGUAGACUUCCCGCUCCAUCUGCCGCUGGAGCUGCUGGGAGUUGAUGCUUGUCUGCAGGUCCUGGCCUGCAUUCUGCUGGAGCACAAGGUGGUACUGCAGUCCCGAGAUUAUAACGCCCUCUCAAUGAGCGUCAUGGCGUUUGUUGCAAUGAUUUACCCCCUCGAGUACAUGUUUCCUGUCAUUCCACUGUUGCCCACCUGCAUGGCCUCCGCAGAACAGCUCCUGCUAGCACCCACUCCAUAUGUCAUUGGUGUGCCUGCCAGUUUCUUCCUGUACAAGUCUGAUUUUAAGGUUCCUGAUGACGUUUGGUUAGUGGAUCUGGACUGCAACAAGGUCAUUGUUCCAAGCAACGCAGAAUUGCUCCCUCCCCUUCCUGAACCUGAGGCCUCUGAGCUGAAGAAACACUUGAAGCAGUGUCUGGUAAGGUUGACUGUGAUCACCCAAAAGCAGAUCUUCGCCUCUGAUUCCAAGGCUCUGGCCAGCAUGAGUCUGAACACGCAGCCUAUUCUAAACCUGGAGAAGUUUCAGGAUGGACAGGAGUUGUCUUUAUUGCCCCCCGGUCGUGACAAAGCCUCCCCGUCCUCCACGGAGUUCAACCCACUCAUCUAUGGCAAUGAUGUGGACUCAGUUGAUGUUGCCACAAGGGUGGCGAUGGUGAGGUUCUUCAACUCUCCAAAUGUCCUGCAAGGGUUCCAGAUGCACACACGCACUCUGCGUCUCUUCCCCCGCCCUGUGGUGGCAUUCCAGGCCACAUCUUUCCUGGCUUCUAGGCCGCGGCGGAAUGGAUUUACCGAAAAUCUCUCCCAUACCCAGGCGGUGGAGUACUAUGGAGAGUGGGCUCUCAACCCCACCAACCUGGCUUUCCAAAGGAUUCAUAACAAUGUGUAUGACCCCUCUCUAAUAGGCGAUAAGCCUAAGUGGUAUGCUCACCAGUUACAGCCAGUAUUCUACCGUGUGUAUGAUGGAAACUCUCAUCUGGCGGAGGCGUUGAGUGGACCCCUGCAGGAUGAGACCAAUGAUUCAGACCCAACAGAUGACAGUGACAGUGACAGUGAAGCAUACGAUGACUCCAGCUCUUCCUACUCAUCUCUGGGAGACUUUGUGAAUGAGAUGAUCAAAGGGGACAUACAAGGGGACACACCAAGUGCAGGUAACCUGUAUAAAAACCAUGGCACCAGUUUCAGUCUGUCCAGUCUGGCUCUGCCUAAUAAAGCACGAGAGAAGAACACGCCGUUCCCCAGCCUCAAAGACGAUGCUGAUGACAGUCCUGAGAGUCCUGUAUUUGGGCUAAAUUCUCUAAUGGAGAUUGUAACAGAGAUCGGCCCGGGGAGCGGAGAAGGUGCUCGAGCUCCCAGAGCGCUGGUAGAUCAGAAAUCCUCUGUUAUUAAGCACAGCCCCACCGUCAAGAGAGAGUCUCCAUCUCCUCAGGGCAGAGCCAACAACACCAGUGAGAACCAGCAGUUUCUUAAGGAGGUGGUCCAGAGCGUGCUCGAUGGGCAGGGUGUGGGUUGGCUCAACAUGAAGAAGGUACGCCGCCUGCUAGAGAAUGAACAGCUGCGAGUCUUUGUGCUCAGCAAACUCAACCGUGUGGUCCAAUCAGAGGAGGACGCUCAGCAGGAAGUUAUAAGAGACGUGGAGAUAAACAGGAAGGUAUACAAAGGCAUGUUGGACCUAUUGAAGUGCACAGUGUCCAGUUUGGAGCACUCAUACACUAAUGCUGGCCUGGGAGGCAUGGCCAGUGUCUUCAGUCUGCUAGAGAUAGCACGCACCCACUACCAAACCAAAGACCCAGAGAAGCGGAAACGGAGCUCCAUGGAGGGUGUUAGCAGCCCAGGCAGUAAGGAGAGCCCAUCGGGCCGAAUGGAGAGCGCCAGGGCGGCAGGCGUGCUCCUGGUACCCCGUAUCCAAUUGCCACCACCCUCUACUGAGAAAUCGUCACGGCAGUUUGAUACCCGGAGUCUGAACGAGGAGAAUUUUAUUGCCUCCAUUGAAUUGUGGAGCAAGCACCAGGAUAACAGAAAGCAAAAAGCUUUGGAUAAAGAACAGAGGGCUGAUGGAGGAAAACAGCGUCUGGAAGGUGGAGACACUGAGGAAAAGAAAUCACAGAUCAGUGCUGACAGUGGCCUCAGUGUGACGUCUGGCUCACAGAAGAGUGAUACGGAGUCCCUGGCGAGCUCCGAGCCUCCUGCUCUGACGCGAAGCACCAGCCAGGACUCAGAGGCUAGCACAGUGGUGAGUAACAGCUCAGGUGAGACGCUGGGUGCAGACAGCGACCUGAGCAGCACUGCUGGAGACGGCCUGACAGGAAGACAUGCUCAACAUCUCAACCUGUCCCGUGGCACACUGUCUGACAGCGAGAUUGAGACCAACCCUGCGACCAGCUCUGUGUUUGGCAAGACUCAUAAGCUGAAGCCAGGAGUGAAGGAACCUGUUGGUGUUAAUAAGGGAACACCAGCUCCGCCCCUCGAGGAUGUUAGCAUGAGGAUAUAUCUGUGUGAGGGGCUGCUGGGGCGAGAUAAAAGCUCAGUUUGGGACCAACUGGAGGAUGCUGCCAUGGAAACCUUUUCUCUGAGUAAGGAGCGCUCUACUCUGUGGGAUCAGAUGCAGUUCUGGGAGGAUGCCUACCUGGAUGCCGUUAUGUUGGAAAGGGAAGGAAUGGGGAUGGAUCAGGGACCUCAAGAAAUGAUUGACAGGUAUCUGUCUCUUGGAGAUCAUGACCGCAAGAGACUGGAGGACGAUGAGGACAGACUACUGGCCACUCUUCUGCAUAACAUGAUCGCCUACAUGCUUAUGUUGAAGGUCGGUAAAAAUGACAUCAGGAAGAAGGUACGGCGUCUUAUGGGGAAAUCUCACAUUGGCCUCUCACACAGUCAGGAGAUCAAUGAGGUCCUGGACCGCCUUGCACAUUUGAGUGGUCGGGAGCUUCUCAUCAGGCCAAGUGGCAGCCGGCAUAUAAAGAAACAGACAUUUGUUGUGCAUGCGGGGACUGAUACAACUGGUGAUAUAUUUUUCAUGGAGGUGUGUGACGACUGCAUCGUCUUGCGCAGUAACAUCGGCACAGUCUAUGAGCGCUGGUGGUAUGAGAAGCUCAUAAAUAUGACCUACUGUCCCAAGACCAAAGUGUUGUGUCUGUGGAGGAGGAACGGUCAAGAGACACAGCUUAACAAGUUCUACACCAAGAAGUGUCGGGAACUGUACUACUGUGUUAAAGACAGCAUGGAGCGUGCUGCCGCACGACAACAAAGCAUUAAACCAGGUCCAGAGCUGGGAGGCGAGUUUCCAGUACAGGACAUGAAGACAGGGGAGGGUGGUCUCCUUCAGGUCACGCUGGAAGGCAUCAAUCUCAAAUUUAUGCAUAGCCAGGAGCGGAAGGUUUUCAUAGAGCUGAGUCACAUUAAAAAGUGCAAUACAGUGAAAGGAGUCUUUGUCCUGGAGGAGUUUGUUCCUGAAACUAAAGAAGUGGUGAUCCAUAAAUACAAGACUCCUAUGGCACAUCAGAUCUGUUACUCUGUGCUCUGCCUCUUCUCCUACAUGGCGGCGGUCAAGGGGAAAGAGUCAGAGGGCAAGCCCAAGAUGCUGUCCCCUCGUCCACUACCGAGCUAGCACACUUCUCUCCUACGUUUACUUCAACCCUCCAGCUCCUGAACUCCCUGCAAUACUACUCCUGUUCAAUAGAAGCUGACACUCCUGCCAAGCUCCUUUUAAAGACCUCUGCUCCUGUAUCGAUUCAAAUAUAGAUGUAUUCACAUAUUCAUCACAUCUGUCCUAAAAGAAACAACCUGUUCAUAUAAUGUAUCUGAUCACGUACCUGAUAUAAUAUUCCAGUCCUUGGACACUAAAAUGCUGGCCUUUCAUUUUCAUAAUAGGGACCAACCAGAGCAAGAACAGACUUUUGACUACUGUCGGUUGACGUCCUCACAUUCAUACACCUUUUAUUUAUUUCAAUCGGAGGCAUUUGGUUGCAUGCAGGUCCCAUGUGCAGCUCUUCCGAGUUGGCACUGGCAUGCAGACAUCAGGCAAACGUCUUUCCCCUCUUCAACCCCCUCUGAUAUCAGUCAACAGUCUGUGUAUUUAAUAUUUGUGCUAAGUUGUACUGUAAAUUACAGUCUGUUAUGUCUGUGGUGGGUGAAAUGUUCAAGUCUUUGCAAUCUAGCGCUGCCACCUAUGAGGGGUUUGCCUUAACCGUCCGCGACGGAGCAGCUAUCCCAUUCGUAAAUGUUCCAUACGCCCUCCUCCACCUGCUGUGAGUGGUCUAAGGUCUGUGUAUCUCUUUAGCUUAAAAGGCUCAAACUACUGUACUAGUUCUGCUGUAAAGUUCCCUGUCUGUGAACUGCUGUGUUAAAUUUGCAUGUCACUUG